This is a messenger RNA of Scheffersomyces coipomensis, 2502 nucleotides long. It is a transcript of the gene CEF1, whose product is annotated as Cef1p. The transcript has a single exon. Bases 371 to 2425 code for a protein of 684 amino acids. Lineage: Eukaryota; Fungi; Ascomycota; Pichiomycetes; Serinales; Debaryomycetaceae. Gene Ontology annotation, cellular component: spliceosomal complex; Prp19 complex. Gene Ontology annotation, biological process: mRNA splicing, via spliceosome. The record is from RefSeq and is a predicted model, not a curated record.
GUUAAGUGCUGAUCGUGCUGUAAAUAAAUUUUAAGAACGUGAAAAAAUCUCCGCUUUAAGUCAAAAUGUCGGGCACGUGAUUUUUAUCGAUAUUAAUUUUUUUACUAAAUCGAGUAAUUAACUAAACUAUGCCAUCUCUUCAAAUUAAAGGGUUAAAGCUAUAUCUAGAUCUAGCAAUUAUUUGGUUAGAGGCGUGUUAGUUUACAGUUACUUCAACUUAUCCCUUAUUGCUAUUUCCCCUCAUCACUAAUUACCUCAUUGGUUUCUCAGUUAUAAUUAUAUCAGAGUGAGUGUGAUUCCUGCUGUAUUGUACCUUAAGUCAAUUAUCUAAAGGUUAAAGGCUAAUCAUAAAGUUGCAUAUCGCCGUACUAUGGCUCCAAUAUAUGUCAAAGGUGGGGUGUGGUCCAAUGUGGAAGAUGAGAUCUUGAAAGCUGCAGUAUCAAAAUAUGGCUUGAAUCAAUGGUCAAGAGUUGCUUCUUUAUUAGCUAAAAAGAAUGCAAAACAAGCUAAAGCAAGAUGGAAUGAAUGGUUGAAUCCAAAUCUUAAUAAAUCUUCUUGGUCUAAGGAAGAUGAUGAGAAAUUAUUAAAUUUAGCCAAACUUUUACCAAAUCAAUGGAGAACUAUAUCUCCUAUAAUAGGUAGAACUGCUACUGUUUGUGUAGAAAGGUAUCAAAAAUUAUUAGAUGAUGCUGCUAAUAAUAAGAAUGAUGAUAAUGUGGAUGAUAAAUCAAAUGAAUUAGGACUUACGGGUCCUGGUAUAGAAUCAUUACCUGCUUCAGGUCCUUCAAUUGGAGAUUUAAAUAUCAAUCCUGAAAGUAAACCUGCUAAACCAGAUGAUGAUGAAUUAGAUGAUGAAGAACGAGAAAUGUUAACAGAAGCAAAAUCAAGAUUGGCUAACACUCAAGGUAAGAAAGCAAAGAGAAAAGCAAGAGAAAGAAUGUUGGAAGAAAGUAAACGAUUGGCUUUAUUACAAAAAAGAAGAGAAUUAAAAGGUGCUGGUAUAAAUGUAAGUUUAACAUCUAAAAACAAACGAGCUAAAAAGGAAAUGGAUUAUAAUGCUGAUAUACCGUUUGAACAUGCCCAUAUGACAGGAUUAUAUGAUGUUUCUGAAGAAUUAUCAAAGAAUGAACAUGAAAAGGUUCAUUUCAAUCAUGAUGUUUCAAAGAAGGGAAUUGAAAUGAUUGAAGGUGAUGGUAAUAAGAAGGAUAAAAAUUCUUUAAAACGUGAAAGAGAGCAACAAAAUUUGGAUAAUAAAAAUAAUAAAUUAAAUAUACUGGCAGCUGCUGAAUUACUUAAUGAACAUGAAAAUAUUGUUUUAAAGAAACAAAAAUUGGAUUUACCUGAACCAGUGGAACAUACCACUGCUAAGUUAGUUACCUUAGAAGAUAAUAGUUUAUCAGGAGUAUUUGUUAAGUCUGACAAGGAUGAAAUACAGGAGCAAGAAUCAACCGAUAUUGAUUCCAGAAUCAUCGCAAAGGGUAAAGAUUUAAUUGCCAGAUCGUCUACAAAUUCGGUUUUAUUGAGUAAGCCAGUUUCAACUUCCAAAGAUCUUGAUGAGCAAACAUCAGCUGUUCUUGUCAAAAUAUCAAGUAAGGUUCUUAGAAAGAUUUUAAUAGAUGAAUUCUCAAAAUUACCUACCCCAAAGCAUUCUCGUGCUAUAAUAUUACCUCAAUUUGAUGCAAAUGAAGAUAAAUUAGACUUGACAGAAUUUGAUGAUCUUAAUCAAUCCGAUUCUAUUGAUCAUGGUGAAAGAGUAAGACAAUUACAGAUUUUGCAACAAGUUGAAGAAGAAAAGGCAAAGUUAAGAAGAUCUCAAGCUGUUCAAAAAGGAUUGCCUAUCCCAGAUCCAAGUAAAUUGAAACCAAUAACUGUGAAUGAAGGUGAUUCAGAUAUUUCAAAUCAAGUAGCUUUGGAAUUAAAGAAAUUGAUUAGUUCUGAUUAUAGAAAGUAUGUUGAUUCAAGUUAUCAAGCUCCAUUACUUGAAGAUCUUGAUGAAGAAGCGUAUGAAACCGUCAAUAAAGAGAUUUCCGCUGAACUUGAAAGAUCAAAAGGUGAACAGUUGAAUGCCAAGAUUGAACCUAAUGUAUAUAAACUUCCUGAAAGCACGUUGAUAAGAUCUAUCUUGACUAAUAAUUUACAACAAAUCAAGACUAAAUGCUCUUCAAUGGAACAAGAAAUCAAUGAGAAGAUCAAGUCGACUCAGUAUGAAACCAACUUUGAAUCAUUGGCCAAAGACUUAGUCACUGAAUUUACUGAAUUAACUACUAUUGCUGAAGAUUUAGAAAACACAAUCAAACUUUCCCAACAAGAAGAUCAAGUAAUCGAAACCAGAACCAUGAAUCUACAAGCUGCUGUUGAUAGAUUAAAUCUGGCUGAAGCAAAUGUCCAAGAAAGAAUGCGUUCAAUCCACUUACACUCUAUUUGAUCCCUACCCCCAGCAUUAUGUAUUAUAUGUAUUACAUUUCUAUUUAUUUAGUUAAUCAAUUAAUGAGUUAUGAUAUU